Molecule: messenger RNA, 1334 nt
Organism: Ziziphus jujuba (common jujube)
Lineage: Eukaryota; Viridiplantae; Streptophyta; Magnoliopsida; Rosales; Rhamnaceae
Product: protein OS-9 homolog
Exons: 8
Coding region: 99-995 (298 amino acids)
Biological process (GO): endoplasmic reticulum unfolded protein response; retrograde protein transport, ER to cytosol
Cellular component (GO): endoplasmic reticulum lumen
Source: RefSeq, a predicted model, not a curated record
GCAAUUCGUCUUCGUUGUCGUUGUUUUUAUUCAUCUUCAUGUUCUUAAUCCUUGGGGGGUUUUAGUUUAGUGUCCAUUGCAGAGGAGGAGGACAGAGUAUGAUGAGGGUUGUGGUGGUGGUGGUCUUGCUGUUGUCUCAGCUUUCCUAUGCUCUCUGCCGCCUUGUCGUAGCCGAUGAGAUCAUCCCAGCUCAUCUAGGUGGCACCCUUAGUCGCGGCUCUCGUGAAUCAAACUACAAUAUUGAAUUUCAUCCUGAAGACUCACCUUUUCGUCCAGAUGAUGACCAGGAGGCUGUGGUUAUGCCCAAUAGCAAUGGGGAAAAUUUCUUAUGUUACUUGCCUAAGGUAGAGAAAGCCAAGAGUGGAAAGCCAGUUGCUCAGCAUAAUACGACCGGCAUGAUAGUGGAGACUGAGAAACGGGUGAAGUUGAAGACACCAGAUGAGUUGCUUGAAGAACACAAGGGCCAAUGCUUUGUUAGACAAGAGGGUUGGUGGACAUAUGAAUUUUGCUAUCAUCAGAAAUUACGUCAGGUCCAUUUGGAAGAUGAAAAGGUGGUUCAGGAGUUUGUCCUGGGUGUUUAUGAUGCAGAGGCCACGGUUGCUUUUAACCAGAAUCUUUCCGAUAUUUCUACGCUGAAAGAUCCUCGCUCAAAGGAUGCAUCCCUAAGGUAUCAUGCUCAUUUAUAUACAAAUGGAACCACCUGUGAUCUUACAAAUCAGCCAAGAGAGACUGAGGUGAGAUUUGUAUGCUCGGAGCCCAGAGUAAUGAUUAGUUCUAUUACAGAGCUAUCCACCUGCAAGUAUGCACUUACAAUUCAAACCCCAAUGCUCUGCAAGCACCAAUUGUUCCAAGCAGAGAGACCAGUGUGGCAUAUCAUUCACUGCAACACACUUCCUAAGAAUUACAAGGAAACAAAAGUGAAUAAGGAAUUAAAUAAGCAGAUUACUGUGGUAACAGACAAUGAAGAUGCAUCAAGUUAUGAUCCAGAGCAAUGACUUAGAUCCAUAUACUCUGAAACUCUGUGUCAAUAUCAGGGAGACGAGUCCACACAACUUAUCACUGUACGGAUUUGAUAUAUAUAUAUUUUCUCUCACUUCUGGUUGAGACAGAUCCAUAGCCCUUAAUUCCCCCUUUUUUAUAUAAUAAUUCUCCUUUUUGCAAGCACCUUUUAGGGGCUCUCUUUUUCUUUUGUUAAUGAAAGAGGCUGUAAGAAGUUACACGAACCAAAUAAAAAACAUUAUACACAUUUCAUGUAACUUCUUGUUCUUUUAGGACCUAAUUGUUGUAUGGACAGUAAUUCCCAGCCGAAUAUCACAUCUCUGUUGACAAUAUCA